This is a messenger RNA of Amphimedon queenslandica, 1246 nucleotides long. Its product is annotated as dihydrolipoyllysine-residue succinyltransferase component of 2-oxoglutarate dehydrogenase complex, mitochondrial-like. Gene Ontology annotation, cellular component: mitochondrion. The transcript is spliced from 12 exons. Bases 84 to 1211 code for a protein of 375 amino acids. Lineage: Eukaryota; Metazoa; Porifera; Demospongiae; Haplosclerida; Niphatidae. The record is from RefSeq and is a predicted model, not a curated record. Gene Ontology annotation, biological process: tricarboxylic acid cycle. Gene Ontology annotation, molecular function: dihydrolipoyllysine-residue succinyltransferase activity.
GUCAAACCAGUACUCCUCCGUAUACUUCAAUUAGUAAAUAUUGGGUAGCCUUGGCUUGGUCCUAAAACUCCUAUAACUAAAUUAUGUUUUGUCUCAGAGGGAGAGAACUGCUACCAAGGCUACUCCACAGGCACAGUUCCUGUCUGGCUCCUGGAAAGCUAAGAUCUAAUGUUGUGACUGCUUCUCAUAUUGAUUCUGUUUCGAAGUCGUCAAAGUUGAGCUUACCAAUUAGCUCUGGCAGUCACCACAGGCUACUGGCUUCAGUAUUAUCACCUAUAAAGUUUCAAAGAUUUGUUAGCUCUUCGUCAAUUUUGUGUAAUGAGUAUAAGAUAGUUAAUACUCCUGCAUUUGCUGAGUCAAUCUCGGAGGGCGAUGUAAAGUGGGACAAAAAUGUUGGCGAUUUUGUUAAAGAAGACGAAAUUAUAGCAGAGAUUGAAACUGAUAAGACUGCUAUUCCUAUACCUUCCCCUGUGUUUGGAAUCAUUGAAGAAAUAUUUGUACCUGACGGGGAGAAAGUGGUAGCUGGGGACCAGCUAUGCAAAAUAAAAGUAUCAGCUGAAGCACCUCCUCCAACAGCAUCACCUCCUACACCCAAAGAAAGUGCCACACCUCCUCCUCCCCCUCCUUCCCCUCCCUCUGCUCCUCCUCCUCCUUCUGCCCCUUCUGCUGCUGGUCCUAUACCAACUACGCCUCCCCCACCUCCUCCUUUACCAACAAUGCCAUUAGGUAAUAUUCCUCCUCCUCCUCCUCUUCCGUCAUUUUCUGCUCCCUCUCAGUCUGUGGGUGUGGUCAGUCGUUCGGAGAAAAGAACAAAGAUGUCAAGGAUGAGACAGAGGAUAGCCGAGAGGCUCAAGGAGGCACAGAAUGUCAAUGCAAUGCUCACCACUUUCAACGAAGUGGACAUGUCUAGCGUCAUUGAGCUUAGGAAGAAGUUUCAAGACGCAUUUGUAAAGAAGCAUGGUAUCAAGCUUGGAUUCAUGUCGCCAUUUGUAAAGGCAGCUUGCUCAGCACUUGAGGAUCAACCAGUAGUAAAUGCAGUUAUUGAUAAUAAUGAAAUCAUCUAUAGAGAUUACAUUGAUAUCAGUGUUGCAGUAGCUACACCAAAGGGUUUAGUUGUUCCUGUUGUAAGAAAUGUCAAUGUUAUGAAUUAUGCUGACAUUGAAAAAGAGAUUGCAAGCCUGGGACAAAAGGUAUUUUCUGAUGCUUUUUGAUGUAUUUAUGCUGUUCAGAAAGUUUGGGACAAUUC